This is a messenger RNA of Meloidogyne enterolobii, 5262 nucleotides long. NCBI's taxonomy places the organism in Eukaryota, Metazoa, Nematoda, Chromadorea, Rhabditida, Meloidogynidae. The record is from the annotation of a GenBank genome assembly.
UACCACAAAAUUAAUGAAAUCCCAACCUUUAUUACAAAGAAUUCUACAUACAUGUUUUCCAUUAUAUAUUUUCUGAAGCUGUUUAUUUUAUGAAUAUGUAGGAUUGGCAACUCCUGGGAAAUCCACAAAUCUCCGGAUCCACUCACCAACCCUUAACUGUAAAAUAUACAAAAUAUUUUCUCUAUAUAAUUUGAGAAAUUUGGUUCUUUUUAUUUUUAAAGCAUGUUAUUGUAAAAUAAAGUUUAGUAUUAUCUUGACAAUAAUUGUAUUUUUACAUAAAAAUUUUUUAAAAUUUCCAGCCAAAAAUAAUAAUUCUUUCAAAAAGGCUUGGUGUGGAAAAUGCCUUCUUUAACUACAAAUUUAUUAUUAUUUAUUUUAAUAUUUAUUUCAAUACAAAAUUUAAUAAUUAAUGGACAACUAAAUAGACCUGAACCUAAAGUCCCUCCUGUCGAUCCACAUCAUUAUCAACCAAGUUUAAGUGCUUGUUAUGAUGAAUUUAAAAGACCACAAAGAUGUGUUCCUGAUUUUAUAAAUGUUGCUUUUAAUUUGGAAGUUGAGGCAACAAAUACUUGUGGUGUCCGUGCCCCAACACGUUUUUGUGUCCAAACUGGCCAUAUGGGUAGCAACAAAGUUUGUGAUGUUUGUGAUGUCCGAGUUCCACAAUUAGCACAUUCACCAAUUUAUUUAACCGAUUUUAACAAUCCCGAAAACGCAACAUUUUGGCAAUCAGAAACAAUGGCUGAGGGAAUGCAAUAUCCCCAAACAGUUAAUUUAACUCUUCGUUUAUUUAAACGUUUUGAUAUAACUUAUGUUCAUCUAAAAUUUGUUUCUCCACGUCCUGAAAGUUUUGUUAUUUACAAAAAAGUUAAAAAUACUGAUGAUUGGAUACCUUGGCAAUAUUAUAGCGGUUCUUGUCGUUCAACAUUUAAAUUACCCGAGAAAGCACCGAUACUUCCUGGUAACGAAGCUAUGGCUCAAUGCACGAGAGAAUUUUCUGAUAUUUCCCCACUUACUGGGGGAAAUAUUGCUUUUUCUACUUUGGAGGGAAGGCCUUCUUCUGAAAUUUUUGAAGAAAGUGAAGUGCUACAAGAUUGGGUAACUGCAGAAGAAAUAAGAAUUUGUUUAGUUCGAAUGAAUACUUUUGGGGAUGAAAUAUUCGGAGAUAAUCGAGUAUUACGCUCAUAUUAUUAUGGAAUUAGUGAUUUUGCUGUUGGUGGGCGGUGUAAAUGUAAUGGACAUGCAAAUAAAUGUACUAAAUCAACGGGAGAGGGAGUAGCUCAACAAUUGGUUUGUGAUUGUCAACACAACACUACAGGCAUUGAUUGUGGAGAAUGUGCUCCUUUCUAUCUUGAUCGCCCAUGGCGUCCAGCAACAGCAAUGGAGGCAAAUGAAUGUUUACCUUGUAAUUGUAGUGGACUAUCGAAAAGAUGUUUUUUUGAUGCAAAACUUUUUGAAGAAACUGGGCAUGGAGGGCAUUGCAUUGAUUGUGCUGGAAAUACACAAGGCCCUCAUUGUGAACAAUGCCUUCCAAACCAUUGGAGACAUGAAAAUGAACUUUAUUGUCGUCCUUGUCAUUGUAGUGAAACUGGUUCUAUUGGGGGACAGUGUGACGAAAAAGGGCAAUGUCAUUGCAAACCUGGAGUGACUGGACAAUUUUGUGAUAGAUGUGAAUCUGGGUUUUAUGGGUUUAGUUCAGCUGGGUGUAAAGACUGUAAAUGUGAUGUUUCUGGAUCUCUUAAUAACACACCGAGUUGUUCACCGAAUGAUGGAGUUUGCACGUGUAAAGAGAAUGUAGAAGGCCGUACCUGUUCUCAAUGUAAACCUGGCCAUUUCCAAUUAUCAGCCAAAAACCCAUUUGGGUGUACCCCCUGUUUUUGUUUUGGACAUUCUUCCAUUUGUUCUCCAGCCGAUGGAUUUUAUUCUGUCAAUAUUUCUUCUCAUUUCAAUGAGGAUGUGGAAAAAUGGACGGGGGCUUCUUCUGCUCGCCCUGAAGAUGUUCAAUGGGCACAAUUAGAUAAAGCUGCAGCUGUUAGCCAAUUGGAUGAUUUUCCCGUUUAUUUUUACACUCCGGAAAAGUUUUUGGGAGAUCAAAGGCAAAUAUACAAUCAAUUUAUUGAAUUUACAUUACGUGUACAACAGGCAAAUCCAGGUCCAAGUAAAAAAGAUAUUGUAAUUGUCGGUGCCAACGGUCAAGAAUUAGUUUUACCAAUAUUUGCCCAAGGAAAUCCUUUACCCAGUGCAACACAAGAACAACAUUAUCGUUUUCGUAUUCAUUCCAAUCCCUCACUUCAAUGGAGUCCAACUUUGAGAGAAACUGAUUUUAUUGCCGCUCUCUAUAAUAUUAGCGCUAUUAAAUUACGAGGAACAUUUUCUAAGGGAGAUGUUGGUUUUCUCUCCAAUUUUUCUAUCGGAACAGCAAGUCUAACACCAGCAGAAUAUGGGGAGACUGAAUCUGCCGAUUGGGUAGAACAAUGUAAAUGUUCUGAUGCUUUUGUUGGACAGUUUUGUGAAUCUUGUUCACAUGGAUAUAAGAGAGUUAACAAAUUUGGUGGUCCUUUAGAUAAAUGUAUUCCUUGUGAAUGCCACAAUCAUUCUUCUAGUUGUGAUGCAGAAUCAGGUGUUUGCAUUUGUCAACAUAACACAGCAGGAGAUACUUGUGAAAGUUGUGCUCGUGGAUAUUAUGGAGAUGCUUUGGCUGGAACGCCUGAUGAUUGCAAACAAUGUGACUGUCCAGAAGGAGGUCCUUGCACUAUUGUGUCUGAUGGAACUUAUUGUACUGAUUGCCCUGAGGGAUAUACUGGAAGGAAAUGUGAAAUUUGUGCAGAAGAAUAUUUUGGCAAUCCUUUUAAUGGAAUUGCUUGUCAAAAAUGUAAUUGUAAUAACAAUACUGAUUUAAAUGCUAUCGGCAAAUGUGAUACUGUUACUGGAGAAUGCAAACGUUGUAUUUAUCACACAAUUGGUUGGAAUUGUGAACGUUGCGAACCUGGAUUUUGGGGAAAUGCUUUAGCAGAGAUUAAAGGAGAUUGUAAACAAUGUAAUUGUUAUGUGCCUGGAACAUUACGACCAACCCACGAUCAUUCACUUUUGGAAUGUAGACAAUCUGAUGGGCAAUGUGAUUGUCAACCAAAUGUAAUUGGUCAACGGUGUGAUCAAUGUGAACCGGGAUUCUAUAAUAUAUCUUCUGGGAGUGGUUGCCAUUCUUGUGGAUGUGAUCCAUUGGGAAGUUUGGAUGCUGGUGUUUGUGAUUUAAUUACUGGACAGUGUCUCUGCAAAACUGGUGUUACAGGCAGAAAAUGUGAUCAAUGUGCCCCUCGACAUUUUGGUUUUAAUUUGGAUGGCUGCAAACAAUGCGAUUGUGACCCUAUUGGUGCCGAAUCGCUGGACUGUGACACACAUACAGGACAAUGUCUUUGUAGACAAGAUGUUGAAGGGAGACGUUGUGAUAAAUGCUCGGAAAAUCGUUACAAUCUUCGCCAAAGAUGUCCAGCUUGCGAUGAUUGUUAUGCUUUAAUUCAAUCUCGAAAGAAUUCAAUAAACGAAAGCAUGGCGGGUCUUCGUGAAAGUUUAGAUGAAAUUCAAAAUAAUCCAAUUACUGUAAAUGAUGCUGAAUUUGAUGAUCGGGUAAGAAGUGUGAAAGAAGAUGUAGACUCUCUUGUAACGAAGGCUGGACAGAAAUUUUCUGGAAAUGAUGAAGCAACCCAAAUCCACGUUAUUAACAUCAGAGAACAAUUCUCUGAAUCUGGCAAUUUAUUAGAAAAUGUCCGGGAUAAUUUACGUUCAAUAGACACAAAUUCAGCAAUUAUUGAAGCACAACUUGAACGUUUUAGCAAUGAAAAAGAAGCAACAUCAAAAGAAUUAAAUGUUGGGAUUAAUUAUGUGCAAACACAGGGAGAACAACAUUUGGCUAGUGCACAGGAAGCAGCUGACCGUUAUGGCGAAAAAAGUCAACAACUUUCUGACUUUGCUGAAGAAGCUAAACGCCUUGCCGAUCAACAAGAACAACGAAAAAGAGAAAUUUUCAGAAUGUCAGAAAAAGUAAGGAAUGGAACUAGGCAAGCACUUAAUGAUGCAAAUGAAGCUAUUUUUGGGGCAUCAAGUAGUGUUCAAAGAAUUGCUGCUUUUCAGACAGAAGUUAAUGAAUUGGAAAAACGUUUAAAUAGCACAAAACAUUUGGCUUUGGAACAAAGUGCUGAAACUAAUAAAACACAUGAUGAUGCUGCUAGGGUUUUGAGUAGUGUGGAAAGUGUUCGCCUCCCAAAUAUUUUACCCGACUCUUUUCGUACCCAAUCUGAUACUGUUCAUUCUAAUGGGGAAGAAGCUCUUAAAAAAGUCGAAUUGGGAUCAACAACACAUGCACAAUUAUACGAGGAAAGUGGACAGUUAUUAAUUGAUUCUAAAAACCAAUUAGAAAAAGUUAAAGAAAAACAAAAUAUUAUUGAUAAACAAUUUGAAGAAAUUGAUAAUUUCCAUAAACGGACACACGAAGCUUUUAAUUUGGCAACAAAAAUAUGGAAUGAUGCUAAAGAAUCUUAUGAUGCUCUUUCUGAUUUUCACGGAAAAAUCGAGCAAUCCCGUUCUGACGCUCUAAAUGAAUUGUCUGGUGUUCAAGAAAUUCAAGACGAAUUAACUUCUGUUGAAGAACAAGCUAAGGAGGCGGAAUUAGCUUUAAUAGACAUUAGAAGGAAUUCUGAGGAAGCAAGAAAUUUUGCCGAGGAAGCGAAAUUAAAAGCAGAAAAUUUAGAAAAAGAAUCGACAAAAUUAGGAGAAAAUGCUGAAGAAACAAAUAAAAAAUCUGAAGAAAUUAAAAAUUUAUUAGAUACUUUACAAUUAGAUAUUGAUAGAACAUCUACUACAACUAAAGAUUUUGAAAAUGAGGCAAAUUCUGAUAUGGAUCGUUCUAAUGAAGUUGCAAAGAAAGCAAAUUUGGCUGAAAGCAUGGCAAGAACUUUACAGGAUAAUUUGACAGAAUCUGAAAAAAUAUUAUUAUCUGCAUUAAAUCAACUUAAUUCACUAGAAAAUGUUAAUGAAUCCCAACUUACUGAAUUAGAAACAAUUUUGGAAGACACAGAACGGCAAUAUAUUGCAAAUGAAAAGGAACAAAAAAUGCGUGAAAGAAUGAAAAGAGUUGAACUUGAUGCUUUAGCUGAUAAAAGACAAAUAGAUUAUUUAACUAAAGAAUUGGAAAAUUUGAGAGGAAUUAGAGAUUCGCUUCCUACUCGUUGCUACAAUUUAAUUAAUUUAGAACAAGAAGGUCAACGAUAA